Messenger RNA from Exserohilum turcica Et28A, 318 nucleotides. RefSeq lists its product as uncharacterized. NCBI's taxonomy places the organism in Eukaryota, Fungi, Ascomycota, Dothideomycetes, Pleosporales, Pleosporaceae. The coding region runs from base 1 to 318 and encodes 105 amino acids. The transcript is spliced from 4 exons. The record is from RefSeq and is a predicted model, not a curated record.
AUGUACAACAUUCACAACUCGGAUUCCCGCCAUCCACUUCUCGCAUUACGAUCCGCUGAUACGCUCCCUCCUAACCAACAUUUUUCAACAGCGCUACGCGCGUCCACGAUUCCACCCGCCAAUGGUAGCAUGUCAGUGUAUCAAAGCUGUCGUGACUCUACAAGAACUAACAGAUCAGGUCAGCCAUUCACAUAUGGACGUUAUGCCACAUGUCUAGCAGCUACUGCUUCCACAGGAUGUAGAUUGGAGGGGAGCUAUCUGGCAGGAAUUCCUUAUGCCUCGGCCGUAGGUUCCUCGCAGUACAAAGCCGCUAUAUAA